Molecule: messenger RNA, 609 nt
Organism: Truncatella angustata
Lineage: Eukaryota; Fungi; Ascomycota; Sordariomycetes; Amphisphaeriales; Sporocadaceae
Exons: 2
Coding region: 1-609 (202 amino acids)
Biological process (GO): iron-sulfur cluster assembly
Source: RefSeq, a predicted model, not a curated record
AUGGACAAAGAUAACGCCAACCCCACCAUCUUGACUGCAGCUCAAUUACCCACAAGACAACAUCAAAAAAGGAAGAAGGCACUUCGAAAUGACUUUGAUACUGGCCUAAUGGCCGAAAUCAUACGCAAGCCCUCAUAUCUUUCGGGGCCUUUCAGCGAUACGCCAUGGUCUGAUGAAGAUGAAACCGAGGAUGACUUCACCGAUGAGCCCAUCGAUGAGCAGGAAAUUUAUGAUUUGAUAUCCAAUAUCACCGAUCCAGAGCAUCCCAUUUCACUUGGUGAGCUCGCCGUGGUCAAUUUACCAGAUAUCUACAUUACUCCAUCGCCUUCUAUCAAGGUAGACACAAAUGCUCUUUCAACAGUACUCGUUAAAAUCACGCCUACUAUUACACAUUGCUCGUUGGCCACUGUCAUUGGCCUCGGUGUGAGAGUCCGUUUGGAAAAGGCUCUACCACCUAAUUACCGUGUUGAUAUCAUGAUCAAGGAGGGAACACAUAGCCAGGAUGAUCAGGUCAAUAAGCAACUCGCUGAUAAGGAAAGAGUCGCUGCAGCUCUGGAGAAUGACACUCUCAAAGGAGUACUCGACAAAAUGCUGGAGACAUGUGUCUGA